AUGGAUAUCAAUUUGCUCCGACUGCAUGAAGAAAAGGUCAUUAAAGAUCGGCGUCACCACCUUAAGACGUACCCGAACUGCUUCGUCGCCAAAGAGCUGAUUGACUGGCUGAUUGACCAUAAAGAGGCCUCAGACCGAGAGACGGCAAUUAAACUGGUGCAGAAAUUAUUGGAUCACAGCAUUAUCCACCAUGUCUGUGAUGAGCAUAAGGAAUUCAAGGAUGUCAAACUGUUCUAUCGCUUCCGAAAAGAUGACGGGACGUUUCCCCUGGACAAUGAAGUGAAGGUGUUCAUGAGAGGACAAAGACUGUAUGAAAAGCUGAUGAGUUCUGAAAAUACCCUUUUGCAAGCCAGGGAAGAGGAAGGAGUCAAGUACGAACGGACCUUUGUGGCAUCAGAGUUCAUUGACUGGCUGAUCCAGGAAGGAGAAGCCACGACACGGACUGAAGCAGAGCAGCUCGGCCGCAGGCUUUUGGAGCACGGGAUUAUACAGCACGUGUCCAACAAGCACCAUUUUAUGGACAGCAACUUGCUCUACCAGUGCAGAAUGAAUUUCCGCCGGCGACGGCGAUUAAUGGAGCUCCUCACUGAGAAGUCUCGCUUGAUGCCAGAAAGCCAUGACAGCCCAUUUUGCCUGCGCAAGCAGAACCAUGACAACAGAAAGCACACAAGUUUUCUCUCAGUGAGUCCCACCAAAGAGAUAAAGAUUGUGUCAGCAGUACGGAGGAGCAGCAUGAGUAGCUGUGGCAGCAGCGGGUACUUCAGCAGUAGUCCAACGCUCAGCAGCAGCCCCCCUGUCCUCUGCAACCCCAAAUCUGUAUUGAAGAGACCUGUGAGUGCUGAUGAGCUCUUGAUGCCUGGAGCCCCAUACGUAAGAAAAACAUUUACGAUUGUUGGUGAUGCAGUGGGCUGGGGCUUUGUGGUGCGGGGGAGCAAGCCCUGCCACAUCCAGGCUGUGGACCCCAGCGGGCCAGCAGCCGCGGCUGGGAUGAAGGUUUGCCAGUUUGUUGUAUCUGUCAAUGGCCUCAAUGUUCUCCACGUGGAUUACAGGACAGUGAGCAACCUCAUCCUGACAGGCCCUCGAACAAUUGUGAUGGAAGUGAUGGAAGAAAUAGAGUCCUGAGAAGGAAAUGAACCCUUACUGGACAUUUUUGUGAGAGAAAUAGCAAUGACCAUGGAGUGGCAUGACACAAGGAGGCAGAACAUUGCUGUGUCUAAAUAGAUGAUUUUGCUUUUAGGGGAGGGAGGCUCUCUUUCAUUUAACAAUAAUAGCACUGGUGAUUAUGCUAAGUGAACAAUGGAUACCAGCAUAUUUUCACUAAGGACUUUUCUUUGCCCAGUGGAGGCAAGGUUAAGGCCUUUAGGCUGUCUGUCCAGCCAUGUCUGCAUCGGUCAGAAUGGUUUCCCACCUAAGACGUGAUGCAGAUUUCCUCACAGUCCAUCACUGGAUCAAAGCACUUCAGGAGAUGAAAGAACCAAACGCUGUGGGGUCAGGAUGUCACAGAUAGUUUGCAUGACAUAUUUACGUUGGUAAACAUACCUCUGGUGUCCAGCUUUGUCCCAGGAGCACAUACUGUCACAGAUGUUCUCUCCUUGGUGAGGGACAGCUGACUACAUGCUGGCUUGAUUGCAGUCAGAGACGAACUGCAGUUGCAUGAAGAAAAGGUGUCCGCUCUCUGUAGAGGAUACUCUGGUAUGAAUGUUUGGGCCUGAUUGAAUACACAGAUUAGUCUAGAAAGAAAAAUCAUGCAAAUGGAAAAACGUGCUGUACUUUUACAAAAGCUACCUUUGAAAACUGGGCUUUUUCUUUAGAUGCCUACACACUGGUUUAGGUGCUCAAGUAUAAAAUGUGGAUUCGGGGGGUUUCCUUAUCUGUAAAGGAAGGGUGUCUCAAACUCGCUGUUCAUCACUUUGGAGAAAUUUUGUACGCCUUUAUUCCUAGAAUAUUUGGUGGGUUGAAGUGGGAAAUUCACAGUGUUAGCAUUAGCAAUGAUACAUCCAGAUGCUCCAGUAGAGAAAGUACACUUCAGAUUGAAGCAGUGUACUUGAAUGUACAUUAAGCUUGUUAGCACUUUCCAAUCAUCAAAUGUUUUGCAAACUACAGACUUGCCACAUGAAUUGACACUAUUACUAAUAAAACAUUGUAUUUAACUGACUCUUACUCUUUUCAAACAGUAGGACCUCUUCACUGAUGAAUUCAUGAAACAAUUCUUUUUUAAAAAUGUAUAUACAAAUUCCAUAUUCUGCAGUUAGGUGACUCCUCAGCUCAAGGGUAAAUGGACUGCAUAGGUUUUCUUUGAUCUUUGAACUGAAUAAAUAACAUCCUUGUCCACAAAAUUAUAAAUAUAUAUUGCAGACUUUGCUGUCUAAAUUUUACACUUAAAGCUUGACGUUCUAUAUGAUCAUACCACAGAUCCUUCAGUUAUGGGGUGGGGAAGGUAUUUUUUCCUCAAAUAAUUUUGAAAUAUGUUUUAUAUUAAAAAUUGUUCUCACUAAAUACAUUGCUCUUGCAGUAUGUUUUUCACUCACUCAAACACUUUCACAUCAGCGAUACAGCAAGUCUUCAAAAUCACAUAUAUGUGCAGCUUUAUAGGUAGAAGCCCAUGUGUUCUUUGUUUCUGAUAUAGUAUAUCUGUGGUAUCCCAUGAAAAUUUAUCAUAGUCCAAUAAUAUGCAGCAGUGCAGGGAGGUAUAAAACUGAAACCACUAACGUGAUACUAACCAGGCACAAAAGUAUUUGGAAGAUUCUUUCUAACUGUCAUUUAGUAUGACAGUUGUUUAUCCCAAUUGUAGCUGCAAAAAUUUUGGUACACAUAUAUAACCCAUAGCAGAUUAUAUUCUAUAGUUCAUCUAAAAUAAACGUUCGGCACAUAGUGUUAUAUGAGAUUGUAACAACUGUUGAUGGUAUCCGGUAAGAACAGUUGGAAAAAAUCCUGUUGUCUCAGAAAUGUGCCAGUAUGCUACAGGUUUUUGAUUUUGUGAAUCCAGGAAUGCUUCCGCCCUUUUUUAUUUUUUUUCCUGGGUUGUUUUGGUGGCUUGGUUGGUGUAUACUUUGUCCUGCUUUAAAAUAUAAAUUCUACAUGUCAGGCUAAGUUAAAUAUUAAAAUGUGAAGGAUUUUCUUAGCAAAAUGCUAAUGAUUCUCUGUAAUGCCAUCGUGGAUUCUUCUGUCUUACAUCUCUUGCCUUAGUUAAUAUUCUGCUACAAGUUCCCCGUAGCUUACAGAUAAUUAAGAAACUGGGUCAGAAUUUAGCUUAAUAAUGCAUUACAGAGUGCACUUUAGACUUGAGUAAAAAGAGUGGGAGUGGGGGCAGGGAGAAAUCUGAGCAUAUCAUUAUGUUGCAGAUUGGAAAUGACAUUUUCAUUUGCAAGAUACAUUAGUCUCUAUCACAAUUUGAGCACCAUUACUUGCCUGCUGUUUAACGGGGAUUUCCAUAUUGUGUUCUCAACUUGAUUGGCAAUCUGGAAUUUAAUUAAUUCUUUCCCUCUUCAAUGUGACAAAGGUAUUCAAAUUAUCUCUGCAAUGAAAUUCUGUAUUUUGGAAAAAAAAGGAUGCAAAGUUAACAAUUAAGCUAUGAAAUGUAUAAUUUUUAAUUAAAUUGCAGUUUCUCUGCACAGUGAUACAUAACCUAUGAGGCAUCCAGCAGGAGUCAGUGUCAAACUCUCCUGCACUUCAGAGGGCACAGAAUUUUGAAUAUAAUAGAGCAUCUCGGUUCCCGCAAAGUACCAGGAAAAAUGUAAGAUUAUUCACAAAAGUGAAGCAUUUCAAGAGAUGCAUGAGUAUCGCAGUGUGGACUGAAGCAAGAAACCAGAAAUAAAAAACCCCCAUGGCAUCAGCAGUAAUAACUUCAUUAAAAAGAUAGGCAUUUUUGUAAGACUUACUCUCUUAUGUGAUCUCAUUUUUGGUUACUAUAGAUCUUGUGAAAUCCUCUAAUAAAUCUUUCUUUAUGCCUUAAUAACACAGAUUAGUGCCACUCCUCUGCACACAUGCGUUCGCAAGUAAUUUAUGGAACAUAUUCAAGCAAUAUAAUAGUUAAUUAAAUUCAAGUAGCAGUUAGGCUAAUUGGACCAUUAAUUCACUGCAAUAUUUCUCCUAUUUUUCUUCUAUUUCCUACAAGAUAUAUAAUUUGGAUUAUCUUUAUCAAGAUCAAAUACUACAUGUAUACUUUCUGAACACAACUGGUUCCACAGCUAGUCCUGUGGAAGGCAUUUCACUCAUGAAAUAAUAACAGUAAUCCACUUCAGGUGUAUCAGAAUUUGAUUGUCUGCAUUUUAGGUCUCUCUAGAAGCUGAAAAUAAAAAUGUCAGCAUUGAAAAGACAGUGGUGUCAUGGCAGCAUCUACAAUACCAGUGGGUGUGUCCUACUACCCUCUUCUCUGAGAUUACCUUGAGGAAGGGGUUUGGGAAGUCAUGCAGUAGGAACGUUUCUCUCAGUAUUUUCUUCUCCUUCUGCUUAUAUCCUCACUAACAACUGCAGAGUGAUGAGCAUGUUUCAAACACUGUCUAUCCCACAAUUACUGGUUUAAUGGUCAGCAUGUUCCCUUAGCAUGGUUUAGACCUCUGAGAAAAUGCCCGAAUGUAGUUCAGAAAAUAACAUGAGAUCAGAAUUUGGGCAUAGGGGUGCAGGCUUCCUUGGGCCACUUGGCGUUAGGACCAGAGAAUGGUCCCUGUGCCGAUUUGAUGUACUAACAUAGACAUAGCCAUAGUCUGAGAUUAGGAGGAAGAAGUGACUGACUUCUUCAUCUGCUCUGACAGCUAUGAUGCAUGGAAGUUUUCUUUUCCCUGUGGAUUGAGACAGAAUGAUCACAUUAUGGAGUAAUGCCCUAAUAAUUUCAGAUAACACUGGGAUUUAAGUACUAAUUUUUAAUGUUACUUUUGCUAAAUAAGAAUUAUUCUAAUUUUAGAGACAAGAAAAACUGAGACAAUAUGGUUUGCAAAAAUGUUUGCCUAAUGCAAAACAGACUGAGAAAUCAAUUGUUGCAAUUAUGAUUAUUUUCUUGUAUAAGUGAAAAAGCAUGUGUAUGUCACGUGUAAAUAAAGCUAGACCACACCACUCCUCACACAAAGUGAGAGAACAUCUACCUUUUACAAUAAAACCAUCUCAUUAAAGGUUUCCAUAAAUCAUGCUUUAAAAAUUUGUCUUUAUCUGGUGAGUGAUGUGGUUUAUAUUUUUCACUUAUAUGUGUUACUUACAGAAACACAAAUACUAACUGCCAGUGUAGUAAUUCAUUUUGUAUAUACACAGUGCAGAUAAAAAUAUCAUUGGUGUU
Molecule: messenger RNA, 5266 nt
Organism: Athene cunicularia (burrowing owl)
Lineage: Eukaryota; Metazoa; Chordata; Aves; Strigiformes; Strigidae
Gene: DEPTOR
Product: DEP domain containing MTOR interacting protein
Exons: 9
Coding region: 1-1122 (373 amino acids)
Biological process (GO): negative regulation of TOR signaling; intracellular signal transduction
Molecular function (GO): protein binding
Source: RefSeq, a predicted model, not a curated record